Toxotes jaculatrix (banded archerfish) is the source of this 5539-nucleotide messenger RNA. RefSeq names its product TAR (HIV-1) RNA binding protein 1 (gene tarbp1). The transcript is spliced from 28 exons. Gene Ontology annotation, molecular function: tRNA (guanine) methyltransferase activity; RNA binding. Lineage: Eukaryota; Metazoa; Chordata; Actinopteri; Toxotidae. The coding region runs from base 77 to 5029 and encodes 1650 amino acids. Gene Ontology annotation, biological process: tRNA methylation. The record is from RefSeq and is a predicted model, not a curated record.
CUCAUGGCAGUGGUGAGAAGAGCCGGUUGUGGAGUAACUAACUCGCUUGUUUCCGACCCUGAAGCCUUCCUUUAAAAUGUUUUCUGUUUUAAUUAACGCGGUCUUGUCCAGCUCUCCUGACUAUGACCGUUUGUUUGAGUCUCUGUCCUGGCCGAGUGAGUCGUGGCCGGGGACGGAGCGGUUGGAAGCUCUGACAGCCUUCGUUGAAGGGCUCGGACCGCUUUUGGCAGACUCGGACACGACUCCGUCUGCAUGUGCGAAAAGACGACGCAUUCAAGAUAAAAUUGAGUCGGUUAUUUGGACGCAGUGUCUGCCUCUCUUCUCCAGAAUAUCAGCGGAAGCCGGCGAAGGCGUGCGGUGCAGGGACAGUACAGCAGCUGCCUGUCGACUUGUGAGUGUCUGUGUCCCGCUGUGUGACGAUGCCGUGCCGGGGCGCGUGGCUCUGUCCGUCCUGCCCUCGCUCCAGCUGUCAGAGGAGGAGCUCGCCGGUCCGGGACGGCUCAGCGUGGAGGUUGCAAGUGAGGUCAUGGCUGCUCUCAUGCCUUCUCUGUCAGCGGAUGAACAGCUCACACUCACCACCCUGUCAGCCGCCUUGUCCUGCAUCAAAACACUACCUGAUGCAUUGGUCUCCAAAAUCACAGUCAGGCUUCUCUUGACUCUCUUGAACUGCUGCAGCGGUGCGAGGUUAAAAAGCAUCCUCAAGAUGAUCCUGGAUGAUCUGUGCAGCUGGCACUGCACUGACAGCACACCUGUGGUCACAGAGAGAGCGCUGUUAUGUUUGACCGCCAUGUCAGACCACCUGCUGAUACCUAACGACCACUCCUCCUCCUCCUCCUCCUGUGAGCCUGAUCCUCGUCUGUCCCUCCAGUUUUGGAGGAUGGUUCAGGAUGGACUGACGCACCGAGACAGCGUGUCACGGAAGAGGGCGCUGUACCUGCUGAAAAGGUGUGUGGCCCUGUCAGAGGACGAGCAGCUGGACUGUCCACUCUGUCCAUCAGGAGAAGACGAGACACUGUUCAAAUGGGACCCCAACAGGAGCAAGUUGCUUAGAGAGUUCUGGGAGGAUUAUGCGCUUGUGAUGGAGACUCUGGAGGAAAACCAGGUUCAUGUUGUUCGGCCAGUUCUAAACAGAAUAGACACAUUGAUCCAAACAACAGUGAAUGAUAGUCAAGCUUCAGGCCAAGGCCUCUUCCACCCCUCGUGGCUGCUGUGUGUGUACCAGCGGAUGUUCCACAGUGAGAAUAAAUCCUUAAUGAGAGAGGGAGUGUGUCAUCUGCUUGAGCUGCAGGUCCUCCAGCAGCCAGCCUUUGCUCUGGCCUUUUCUCAGUUUAUCGUUGGCCCUUUUAUGGAUGUUCUGUCUGAAACUUCACUCUUCCAGAGGUCAGCUGGGCAGAGUGUAGGAGAUUGUCCUGAGCUCGGGGCUAAGCUCCAAGUCUUCAUGACCACCUUCUUCAGUAGUCUACCAUCAGAGCAUAGAGGUUGUGUGUUGCUGCAGCUGAUUCAGCAGCUGGGCUCUAAGCACUGGUGUGCUGUACCCCUCCUCUUCCUCUCCCAGGCUCUAUCCAAACUUCCCCCAAGUCCACAGCUGGGGAUCGAAGGACUCACAGCUCUAAGGGAGGUGCUGCGCUGCACCAUGAUCACUCAUCAGGUUUUGUUGAGAGGAGCUGCCCAGUGCUUCCUGCUGAAUAGCGCCCUCUGUCUCACAGACAUGAGUGCAGUGACCCUAGAUGAUGUCUUUAGUUUCCUGAUGCAUUUCCGUGCAGACGAGUCACUGUGUAGAGGGACGCAGAUCUGGAAUCAGUUGUGUUCCUGGCUAUCAGACAACGAAGGCAGUUUCAAGCCCAGGAUCAUGGAUGGUGAUUCCACCGGUGCUGCCACAAAGAAAGAAACCGUAAGAGGCUACGUUCAAGGCGAGAUACACGCUUAUCUUCGAGUCCCAGCUAGCACGGGUAAGUCUGAAGUGAGGCAAGUGAAUAAUUCCAUCUGCAGACAUGAUUAUUCUUCAGGUUUUUACAGUCAAUUUUCUCACUUUCCAGGUCAGACUGAGAGGCUACCUGACUCUAAAGAGGCUGAUAAGUUGGCCAGGGCUGUUCUGCUGUGUGUGGACAUGGAGAAGAGUCAACCUGGCGAAGAUAUCACUAACACUCUGGAGUCAUUACUGUCUCCUCUGCUGGACACCUUGAGCAGAGUCAGCACCAAUAUCUACUUGCCUCUCCGUAAGAGUGACAAGAGCCUGCAGCUUGUGCUCCGACUGUUCCAGCUCGGUGAACCACCAAGUUGUCAACAAGCCGGAGCGGAGCAAGGCGAUAGCGUGAUGGUUGCCAUGGAGAAGCUCAUUUUGAAGCUUGUAGAUCCAAUCCAGGAGUUUAUCUUGAGGAAGCUGUGUGGGGACCUGCAGGAGCUAUUUGAUGUGGAGAGGUCAGAGCUGUAUCUGAGCGUCCUGAGGCAGCUGGUGGUCAUGUACAGUUCUACACCACAGCACCAUAGUAAAAUUCAGCAGAGUAAUUUCCCUAAACUCGUCAAGCACAGCCUCAAAGUCUUGCAAGAACCAAGCCAGCAGGUCCCCUCUGUGGCAAAUCAGGUGGCUAGAGCAGUUGCUAUGGCAUCCCUAGCCACAGUUUGUGGUCUUGUGGAGCAGGACGUAAUUGACAUUCGAUCAGAGACUAUUUCUGCCCUGAAAGCGCUGAAUGACUUCUUCUACAGUUCACUCUCACCUUCCUCACAAAGUCAAUCAUCUCUGGGAAACUUUAAUAAACGCCUCUUGAAACCACAGACAGGAGACUGGUCAAGUGAACUAGGAGUGCAGGACUGGGGACGUAUCGCUGCCAACUUUAUGCGGGACCAGUGGCUUUGUCUAAGCUUCCUCAUUAAGGCAUUUGGGAUUCCUGAGGUUUCCAGAGCACCAGACACUCUGAAGGCUGCUCUGAGCUGCAGUGUGGAGGCCCUGGCACUGCUGCCCAGUGACCUGGUGCUGCCUGUGCUCACCUUUAUGGAGACAGUGCUGCCGCAAUUGCUACUCGAAGAGGAGGCGCUCUGUGUGGAAGCUGUGACUCUAAGCUGGGAGCUGGUGCAGGGACUGAGCACUAAUGCCCAUGACUUCUGGCCGGCCCUGAAAGGCUUCAUCUCCAUGGCCUUCCACCCUAAACUGCUCGAGCUGACACACACUAAGGCUCGGAAAUUUAUGGCCACAUUGAAACAGACUGCGGCCGAGCUGACUGAGCUGUCUCAGUCAAAGAGCGGAGUGUUCGGAGUGCUGCUUCAACACUGCUGUCAGACAUGGCUGCCCACAGACCGAGGCUGCGCCGCCCAGGCUGACGCAGUGUUUUCUAGCGUUUCCAGCCACAUUGACAUACUCGCUGACGCUUGUAUCUAUGGACCAGUUUUCAGAAGAGACCAACGGCUCAUUCAGGAUGUCCAGACAUAUGUGGAGCAACUCGGUGAAGAGUGUGUCGGUGAAGUUGCUGUUACAAGUGAUAACAGGGAUGAUCAGUUUCCCCGCACAUGUGUACUGGGUUUCCUCAGCCGCCUUGAUUCCUCUAAUCUGCAGCAUGAAAGAGUGAUAGAAGAACUAGUUAUAUCUUUGUUGAAAAAGGAUAAUGACAUAUCAAAGUCAAAAGUUCGUUAUUACAGCAACUCCCUACAACAUCGCAUCAAAAACAGAGUCUGGCAAACACUGCUGCUCUUGCUGCCCAAACUCCGAGAGGAGUUUGUUUCAACUUUGCUGAACCGUGUGUAUGAAGCUGGAUUCUGCAGUAACCAGGCCUCAGUCAAAUACCUGAUCGAAUGGACGAUGAUUCUGAUCCUCAUUCGUUAUCCACAACACAUGGAUAGCUUUUGGGCCUGCUUCAACAUGGAUCACGAAAAGACCAAGACAAGCGUCUGCACUUUCCUGUCAGUCCUGGUACAUUUCAAUGUCAUCAUUCCCAAUCUUAAGGAUAAGAUGGUGCAGUUGCGCAAAGCGCUGGACAUCAUCCUGCAGUGGUGUUUCAACCAUAACUUCAGCGUGCGCCUGUAUGCCUUACUGGCCCUGAAAAGGGUGUGGAGCUUGGCAGAAGUCCAGGCAGAAGAAUGGGUGGAUGGUUUGGGAGGGCUGUCCACUGUGAUCAAGGCCUGUUUGAACCAGGCUGAGGCCAUGCAAAGCACUGGGAAUGCCAACAAAAACUGGAUAAGGAUUCAGGAACACUUCUUCUUUGGUGCCUUUCACCCUAUCAGAGAUUACAGUGUGGAGACCAUAUUCUAUACUUUUCCCAGUCUGUCAGAGUUGGCUGAUGAUGAGUGGAUUCCACCUUGGAAGUUUGAGAAACUGUCAUGUUUCUCUGAAAGUCCAUCUUUUCCUUUGAAAAAUCCUGCUCCUGACCUGAGUCAGCUCCAGCCAGGAGACUGGAUCCAGCAAGACAGAAGUGAGCAGGACAAGGAGGAGCGCUGGGCCGAGGUGCAGAAGAAGAUCACUCCCUGGAGGUUGGGGAUCCAGGAGCAGGAGCCUGAACUUCAGUUGGUUCCUCCACAAAGGGCUGCUCGACUGGGCAAACUGCACGGCACCCUGCUGGUGGUAGCCUCACUCAUAGACAAACCCACCAAUUUAGGAGGUCUGUGCAGGACAUGUGAGAUAUUUGGUGCCAGCGCUCUGGUUCUGGACAGCCUCCGCCACGUCAGUGACAAACACUUUCAGUCCCUGAGUGUCUCAUCUGAGUUAUGGCUUCCUCUGUUAGAGGUGAAGCCUGUGGAGCUCACUGACUUCCUGCAGCUAAAGAAGAGUGAGGGGUACUGUAUUGUUGGAGUGGAGCAGACAGCCAACAGUCAGAGUCUCCAGGACUAUCAGUUCCCUGAGAAGACCCUGUUACUUCUGGGCAAUGAACGGGAAGGCAUUCCUGCCAACUUGCUCCAGAUGUUGGAUGUUUGUGUUGAGAUCCCUCAGCAAGGGGUCAUCCGCUCCCUCAACGUGCACGUGAGCGCUGCCCUGCUGAUUUGGGAAUAUACGAGGCAGCAUCUCACCUCUGGUUCAGCCGAAGUCAACUCAAAGCUCAGCUGAGGAAGAAACCGGCAGCGCAGCCCUACGGACGGGACAUCUGACCUCUAGAUGUUGACCAUAUUCACUCAUCUCCAGUAGCAGGCGUGAAAAGCGUCUUAGGGGAAUUUCAAAUUAAAAUGUCAACUUCAGCCUCUGGACGUGAGGAGGAAGGGCCUUAAAGAUUUUCAUAUUCUUUCUGGAUAAGAGUCUGUCCUUUCAGGUUUUAACGUGGUCAGCAGUCAUCAGCACUGUUCUUGUGCUUUAAUGAGAGUCGUGAAUAGAGAUCAGUCCUGGUUAUUACAUCUAAAUAUUCCACUGGGCAUGCUGUUAUAUUCAUUUAGAGAGUCUGUGUGUCUGUAACAGCAGCAUAAAUAGAAUUUUUUUGUGAGCAACUAGUAUUUGCCUCUUAGCACCAGGACUAAACUAUAAUGUCCAAAUACAGCAAACUAAUAUACAAAAUAUAUUGAUGCUGCUUUUGUUAAUAGGCCUAAUUUUUUAUUGCAGUUUGUGGUUUUAAAUUGUAAACUGUCU